GACGAAGCAGAGAUCGAUCAGUUAUUCUACAGGCGUGAAGAGGUACCACAGAGCUCGAGGACUAAUUUAUCCGAUUCAUAUAGUUUUGAACACGUGUCUUUUGAAAAUGGUGCGAGUACUUCUCUUCCAUUACUUCAAAGCGCAACGAAUAUUCUCCGAUUCUCUUCAGCACACCUCUUUUGCCUCUACGAAAGAUUAUCUUUUCCUCGGUACUGGAGAAAUGAAGGUGUUUGUUUACUCGCUCGAGCAACCGAACUUUCCUCUAUUUUGCAAGUUUCCAAUAAUGUCAAAACCUGUCAAGUUGAUUUGUAACGAGAAAGCCAAGUGCGUCGUGACAAUCGAGAGGACAUUCCGACGAAGAAACUCAGUAGGUAGUAAAGUAAACGUUCAAAAUCACUCUCGCGCUUACUUUAACUGGUUCAAGGCAAACCCUGACGAGGCAGUGCGGACUUAUGCGGCGGGACAUUCUCAUUAUCAAAGGCAGGAAUCAGAUAGAAAGUGCAAAGAUUUUCUAGCUUUGGAGAUUUCCACCCAGUUUAAUGUCACAGCUAUUUGUUGCUGCCCAACAAGUGGUAACGUUGCCAUUGCAGGCGCGAAAAAAGUGAGUUUGUUCAGGUGGAGUGGUAGCCUUUCAUAUGGUGGCACAGAUGUCAGUUCAAUGCAUCACGAUCUGGUACAUUUCCUUGACAUUGAACCCAGUAUGAUUGUGAAAGAAGUCGAACUAAGUGACUGUUACCUCGCUGUGAGGUCAAAUCUUGAUGUUCAAGUCCUCAAGCUUGUGUUUACAGUUGAUCAAGAUUCUUUGUCAUCAAGCAGAAGUGGGAAAAGUUCAAGUUCGGGAACAACUCAACAGAAUAGGGCCACAACAUCCCUAUGGGAAUUUGAAUCCUUGCUCCAGCUUACAGAACAAAUCCAAGAGGAACCAAAAGAUGACAACUGUGUUUUGUGGUCCUUUGAUGAUUGCUCACCAUUAUUGUCUUCAAAUCAGCCACUAGCUGUGAAAUCCAAAGAGGAAGUUAUGUUUCCAUCGGUGAGAAAAGAAAAGGUUUACAAAGACUUCUUACCAGAUCCCAAGGAAAUCUUAGGACCUAUGUCAGAGGUACCUGGGCACCCUGUGACUGUGGCAUUUGGAGGGCUCUAUGGAGUUGGUUUUGCUGUGGACGGGUGCAUGUCAAGAGUGAAAGGAAUUACUAUGCUGUACCGCAGAUUUAGAGUGGAACAGCUUAGUAAUGAAGGCAAUGAUUCUGCCACACUUCACACAUUACAACUUCUUCCAACGUAUACUCAAGGAAUAUCUCACAUAAAAGAGAUGCAAAGAUCUCCUUUAGUUCCAAGAACUCUCUGUGACCCGACCAUGUGUGGUAUGUGUUGCCUUAUCUCUGGUCCUAAAGAAGGCUUCCUGUAUGACGUGUUUGAUACCUGUAACCUUUUGUCUUAUUACAAGUACACCACGGAUACAGUCAGUGUUUCCAUCUUCAGUGGUCUGCUUCAUGCAAUAACCAGACAGGGAAUUGAAACUUACACUGUGCGCAUUUAUGCGGCUGCAUCUGAUUGGAUCAGAAAGAAUGCAGCUGAAGACACCCAAGUUGACAAGGGCUUAGGUGAGGAGCAAAAUACGGUGAACAGUGUUGGGGAACAGGAAGAAAAUUUUAUGGAGAGAAAAGAUGUUUAAGAUUUGGCAGGUGAAAG
Messenger RNA from Stylophora pistillata, 1689 nucleotides. RefSeq lists its product as uncharacterized. Gene Ontology annotation, cellular component: cytoplasm. Gene Ontology annotation, biological process: organelle organization. The record is from RefSeq and is a predicted model, not a curated record. NCBI's taxonomy places the organism in Eukaryota, Metazoa, Cnidaria, Anthozoa, Scleractinia, Pocilloporidae.